Crotalus tigris (Tiger rattlesnake) is the source of this 5018-nucleotide messenger RNA. RefSeq names its product kirre like nephrin family adhesion molecule 1 (gene KIRREL1). The record is from RefSeq and is a predicted model, not a curated record. Gene Ontology annotation, cellular component: cell-cell junction. NCBI's taxonomy places the organism in Eukaryota, Metazoa, Chordata, Lepidosauria, Squamata, Viperidae. The coding region runs from base 101 to 2371 and encodes 756 amino acids. The transcript is spliced from 15 exons. Gene Ontology annotation, biological process: cell-cell adhesion. Gene Ontology annotation, molecular function: cell adhesion molecule binding.
GGAGCAGCGGGGCGAAGACGGCGCUGGGCGCGCGGGGUAGCAGGAGGCCCCGAGCGGGCGGGCGAGCGCCGAACCCAGCCCCGCCGCGCCGCCGGGAGCGAUGCUGCCGCUGCUCGCCGUCUUGUGCGUCUUCUCGGGAGUCGAGGUCGCCUCCGCGCAAGUCCUCCAGACCCGCUUCAUCGAAGAACCAGAGGACCAGACGGUGGUGGCCGGACAGAAGGGCGUGCUGUCCUGUGUGGUGCUGAACUACUCCGGGAUCGUGCAGUGGACCAAAGAUGGCCUGGCUCUGGGGAUGGGACAAGGCCUCAAAGCCUGGCCACGCUACCGGAUCAUCGGGGCGACGGAUUCCGGCCAGUUCAAUCUGGAGAUCACUGAUGCAGCUCUCUCCGAUGAUGCCUUAUAUGAAUGCCAGGCCACAGAGGCUGCCCUGCGAUCACGGCGUGCCAAGCUAACAGUCCUCAUUCCUCCUGAAGACCCGGUGAUUGAUGGGGCCCCCGAGAUCUUGCUCCGUGCGGGCACACCACACAACCUCACCUGCCGGGCACAAAAUGCCAAGCCCGCGGCCACAAUCAUCUGGUUCCGCGAUGGGUUGCCACAGUCCGAAGCUGCUACUGCCACGGAAGUCUUAAUGGAUGGGAAGAGAGAGACCACCAUUAGCCAACUGCUCAUCACGCCCACCGACCUGGACAUUGGGCGAGUCUAUGUGUGCCGUUGCAGCAACGAUGCCAUCCCUGCAGGCACGGAGGCCUCCAUCAAGCUCAACGUUCACCAUCCUCCAACGGUGACGCUGUCCAUUCAGCCACAGACGGUGCAGGAAGGAGAAAGAGUCACCUUCACCUGCUUGGCCAACGCCAAUCCAGAAAUCAAAGGCUACAGGUGGGCCAAAGGUGGAACGAUUAUUGAGGACGCCAAGGAGAGCAAAUACGAGACGCAGGUGGAUUACACCUUCUUCACAGAGCCUGUCUCUUGCGAAGUGCGCAACGACGUGGGCAGCACCAACGUCAGCACCCUGGUGGACGUCCAUUUUGCUCCUCGCAUCGUGGUGGAUCCAAAGCCCCUGACCACCGAUAUUGGCUCAGAUGUCACCUUGACCUGUGUGUGGACCGGGAAUCCUCCACUGACCCUCACCUGGGCCAAGAAGGAAUCCAACAUGAUACUUGGCAACAGCAACCAGCUGUACAUAAAGUCUGUCACGCAGGAAGACGCAGGGCUGUACGUCUGCAAGGCCAUUGUGCCACGGAUCGGGGUGGGCGAGCGUGAAGUGGCCCUCAUUGUCAAUGGUCCGCCGAUCAUCUCCAGCGAUUCCAUCCAGUAUGCUGUGCGGGGUGACCGAGGAAAAGUGGAAUGCUUCAUUGGGAGCACGCCCCUCCCCGACCGAAUCGCCUGGGGCUGGAAGGAGAACAUCUUGGAGAUGGGGACCUUGGAGCGCUACACUGUCGAGCGGAGCAACACGGGUGAUGGGGUGCUCUCCACCCUCACCAUCAACAACGUGAUGGAGGUGGAUUUCCAGACACGCUACAACUGCACUGCCUGGAAUGCCUUCGGUCCGCGGACAGCCAUCAUUCAGUUGGAGGAGAAAGAGGUUCUGCCAGUGGGCAUAAUUGCUGGUGCCACCAUUGGAGCUGGUAUUUUGCUCAUCUUCUGCUUCAUCGCGCUGGGCUGUUUCCUAUACCGACGUCGCAAAGGGAGCCGAAAAGACGUGACCCUGCGUAAGCUGGACAUCAAGGUGGAGACGGUGAACCGGGAACCCCUGACGCUGCACACGGACCGCGAGGAGGACACGGCCAGCGUCUCCACCGCACCGCGGGUUAUGAAGGCCAUUUACUCGCCCUUCAAGGAUGACGUGGACCUGAAGCAGGACUUGCGUUGUGACACGGUGGACACGCGGGAAGAAUAUGAGCUGAAGGAUCCUACCAAUGGCUACUAUAAUGUUCGUGCCCACGAGGACAGGCCGUCUUCCCGCACAGUGCUCUACACAGACUACCGCGCCCCUGGCCCGUCUCGCUACGAUGGGCGGCCGUCUUCACGCCUCUCCCAUUCCAGUGGCUAUGCUCAGCUCAGCAGCUAUGGCCGCGGCCCUGCCUCUGACUACAGUGGAGACCCAGUCCCGGGGCCCACACCGGGCACGGCCACUGCUGACACGGCCAGCCAGCUGUCGUACGAAAACUAUGGGGGUCAUUCGGGCUUUCCCCCAAGUGCCAGCUAUGCCACCUACCGCCUAGGCUACAGCCAGCCUCCACCGCCCACCCUGGACCGGGCAACCUAUGAUACAUACGACCCCCUGGGAAAGUACACCGCAUCAACCCGCUUUUCGUACACCUCCUCAGACUACGGGCAGCGUUUCCAGCAGCGCAUGCAGACUCACGUCUGAAGUGGGUGUUGCAUCCUGAUGGGUGCAGGUACCUCAUGACUGCCCCCUGAUAUUCAGGGGGCUCUUUCCCUCUCCUCCUCCCCAGCCUCUUUCCAGGCUGGACUUGUGGACAAUGCAGAGCAUGGCACCUGCUGCCCGGUUGAGGAUAAUGCGGUGGCCGCCGAUCCAGCUGCUCUUCUGCAGUUUCUUCCUUGCUGCUUUAACUCUCUGACGGUUCUUUUAUGAGGGUCCAGAUUCUGCAGACACCCCAUCCUCAAGGGCUCCCCCUUUCCUCUUUGUAAAAGACAGAUAAGUGGGGAGGGCAAUGGAGCCCCCACAGAGCAGUAAUUAUCUCUAUCCUGCCUCUGUUGAAACUUAUUCUCCAUCUUACAUGCAGAAGAGGCAUCCAUUGGCAGCCCCAGGCAAAAGCAGCGGGCAGCCUUCCAUUCAUGGGAUUAACAGGAGGUCAGCCCAGUUCGGUACAGUGAGGCCUAGUGGUUGGAGGUAGCCACCAAAUAGGGGGGCAUCCGUUGAGUUUCAGCCCUGGUUUUUUGGAGAAGCCAGGGUCAGGCCAGCCUUGGGUGCAACAGCUGCCUCCUUAAAGCCCCUCUUAAGAGAACUGGUUUGCACUUGGGUGACGCUGUCUGGGAACGAUCAAAACUGAAGUCUGCAUCCCUUCCGGACCCCCGAUGGAGUGAAAGUCUUGCCCACCUUGGCCACAGCUGUGCAUUGUGCAAAUUUUGGUACGAAAUGGACUCCUUGGGGGCGAUUCCUCCCCCCUUUCUCUUUCAGGAAAGUGUCCAUAAAACCUGCAUCCUGUGGGUCCUGGACAGGGCAGUUAUGGGGGGGGAGGAUGGGACUGCUCUCAGGUGCCCCCCCACCCACUCACAAGAGCGGACCUGCCUGCCAGCCAGGAGGGCCUUUGCAAGAUGUGGCACUGUGGGUCCCUCCCCCAAGCCUUCUGCCACGGUAGCCAGUAGCCAUCGUGGAGGAAGCCUCUUCUGCACCCUCCACCCACCCUCUUGCUUGAACCCCCUCCUCUGGGGCAGCCUGGUUGCAGCCUGCUGGAGACUGGCCUUUGGCCUCCAUUCUCCCACAUGGCCACCUCCUUACAGGCCUGUCCCAUCCCCCGCAGGAGGGCUCAUGGCUUCUUUCUGUCUCCAGCCUGGACCCCCAGCUGUUGCAGAAGGCUGACGAAAGCAUGCUGUGGGUCAUUGUGUGUCUGUGCAGACAAUUCACUCCAACCCCUAUUAUCCUGUCCUCCUUGUUAGGGGGUGACUGCAAGCCCUUCGGUCUCCUGUGCCUUAAAACUCUUGCUCUGGUGCACCCACUAGGAAGGCAAAGCAAGUCGUGGGGGGGAGCUCCUUGGCACAGUUCAUAUCUCAGGUGUAUAGCAGGACACAUAACUGGGAAUCCACCUUCUUCCCCCCCCCCAAACCAAUGGUACCCAAGUCCUUUGCAUGCUGCUUCUUCUGGUAGGUACUCUGGAGCCCUCUGCACUUGCCUGGGAACAGCUCUCUGAAGAAGUGCAUUGAGACAGCGCCCUCUUCUGGCUGGUUCUGGGAAGUGUCUCUUUCUGCAGCUGAAUGGAUGUUGGUGCUAUUUGGGGUCCCGCUUUAUCAGUCCCCUGCUGCCCCAGUGCAAUGGGGCUGGAAAAUCCAGGAAGGGCCUCCAUUGGAUCUAAGGGCACUUUCCAAGGGGUGUUUCCAGUGCUCCUUUCUAAGAUUGUCAGGGUGCCCAUUUUAGAGGUACCUUCUGCUCGGUUCUCCUCGGGGAACAAGAGAAGUGAGUUUGGUGGUUCAGGGUGCAAAAUCUUCCAGAAUUGCUACUCAUGUUGCACUUCUCCCAUCUUUCCUGGAGAGGGCGAGGGAGCUGCAGAUCAGUCUCACGUUGCAAGUUGCAGGGAAGUUGCUGUGUGCCGAGUUGGGCAGCAGACCCACCCGCCCCACCUCCCUUUUUUGCCAGAGGUGCCAGGAAUAGAGCUCCUGCAGCAUCUGCCCUCUGCUCACCAGGAAGUGGAGAAAUGGGGGAGUUGAAGAGAGGGGACAGGGCUCUGCGCCAAAAGCAACAAAGUCCACCAAUUCUAAGCCCGUGGCUGCAUUCACACAACCUGCCAUGCGCAUAGCCUCAUUCCUGAAUGAGCCCAUUUCCAGUUUGAAAGGCCCAACAGCCUGGGUUCAUACAACUUGCUUGGCUGCAAGCAAAUCAGCAUUAACAUUGGCCAAGUUUGUCAUGUAUGAAUGCAAUUGCUGGAUCCUCAACAGUCAUGUGAACGCAGGCAGUCUCAGCCACCAAUCAAAAGGAGAAACUGCCUCCCUCCCUACUUUCCCCCCCCCCCUUCAUGGACAUCCAGAAUUUGAGCAAUAACUAAUUACAGCUCCAAAACGCACGUUGCGAUCAGAGCCCUGGGCCCCUCCGGCUCUUUGGGCGCCAGGUGAGGGCGUGGGGGAGAGGGCACCUCCAGCGUGUUUUUUUUCUUUUCUUUCCCAGAGACACACAUUCGUGAUUGUCCGAUAACUUCCUUCCCUCACCUCAUUUUUUUUAAAAAAAAUGUUCCUUUUCUCAUUCUUAAAAAAUAUGUACUAUAUUUUUAAUCUCAAACACAAUAUAUUAUAUAUAAAUAUAUAUUUAAUUUUUAUAUAUAUAAAGAUAAACGAUUAAAAAAUGG